Messenger RNA from Triticum turgidum subsp. durum (durum wheat), 231 nucleotides. The record is from the annotation of a GenBank genome assembly. Lineage: Eukaryota; Viridiplantae; Streptophyta; Magnoliopsida; Poales; Poaceae.
AUGCUCCAGGACGGCCCGCACACCGUCAUCUCCAUUGGAUCUGCGCCGAGCAAGGCAGCUUCCGAACACAAGAGCGAGAAAGCGGGGAAGGAGUGCGGGUUGCCCGUGAUCAUGCCCGGGGAUAACAUCGCCAAGUUCUACGCCAGGCCAUGCCCGCACGAGGCCUGUUUACCUGCAGCAGCAGGAGAGAAGGGCCAAGUCGAGGUGCAAGUCAGAUGUGCAGUUUCGUGA